AUGGUUCGCGUAGUCGUUAAGAAGGGCGAUCAGGCACAAUUCCUCAUAGAGGUCCCUGCAUCCACAGAUGUCAAGGCACUUAUCGAAAAUGUCUGUGAAAUAUAUAAUUACCGAUUAAAAGUAUUUCGCAUAGCAGAUCAACUUUCAGAGUUAGCUGAGCAUGGGGUAUCGCUUCCUCCAAAUAUGCAAGGGCUGACUGAUGAUCAAGUAGAAGAACUGAGAUUAGUUGAUGAAUGGGGUCAGAAAUGCAUUCCGAGCGGUGGGUUUGUGGAAAAUAAGGAUACACUUGGUCGAAGAAACGGAAAAGCCCCUACGGAGAAAAUGGCAGACAUUCUCACUAAAACCAUUGCUUCAGCAAAGUCCCUUAUAUCAAAGGAAUUCGUUGAACAAGGUAAAGCACUCACAAGAGAACUUGUCAAUGAGGCAUUUAUGAUGCUCAGUGGUGCUGUAACCAUAGUUUACCCCAUGGGUCUUCCACCCUACGAUCCGAUUCAAAUGGAACUGAAAAAUGAGGAAGACUUGUCUGGUACCCACGCUGGAACCGAGGUGAUUCCAGUCGAGGAUGCAGCACUCUGGUUUUCCGGAAAGGAGAUGUUACCGGGAAAAUUGCUCUCUGACUAUAUUGGGAAAAAUGAGAAGACGAAGAUCAUUGUAAAGAUUCAAAAACGCGGCGCUGGUGCACCCGCACGUGAAGCGGUGAUUAGUGAAGCCGACCAGCGAGCACUGAUGGCAUUUUAUUAUCGGAGGCAGGAGGAGCUGAAGAAAUUGGAGGAGAACGAUGACGAUUCUUACCUCAAUUCCGCAUGGUCGGAGCCUGGGCAGUUGAAACGGCAGUUCCAUGGUCUGGGUGAUAUUAAGUGGGGGCCAAGAUAA
Molecule: messenger RNA, 873 nt
Organism: Echinococcus granulosus
Lineage: Eukaryota; Metazoa; Platyhelminthes; Cestoda; Cyclophyllidea; Taeniidae
Exons: 4
Coding region: 1-873 (290 amino acids)
Biological process (GO): regulation of cilium movement
Source: RefSeq, a predicted model, not a curated record